AUGGACUCGAACCUAACAACUGCUUUUCAGACACCGCCCAAGCAAGAUCGUGAAGGAUCUGGUGACAAAAAAACAGCUGAUAAGGGGAUCAGAACUGUCAAUUCUUCCUCGAUGGCAACGAUUCAGGAUGACGACGAGCGGCUGUUGGCCAGGAUCGGGUAUAAACAAGAAAUGAGACGUGAGUUCUCGAAAUGGUCAACAAUAUCAUAUGCCAUUUCGAUAUUGGGGGUGUUAGGGUCUGUGCCAGCGACCUUUGGUCAACCACUCAGUGCAGGAGGACCUGCAACGGCCGUAUGGUGCUGGUUAAUCGGAUCAGUAAUGGCAAUGUGCAUUGGCUCGUCGGUUGCAGAGCUGGUUUCUGCUUAUCCUACAGCAGGCGGGAUGUAUUUUGUGACUAAACAUGUAGUUCCGAAAGACCAAGUCCCAAUAUUUGCAUGGAUUCAAGGUUGGUGCAACUUGCUAGGCCAGACUGCUGGUGUUUCGAGUGUUGCAUACACAGUAAGCCAGAUGUUACUAGCUGCUGCGAGUAUGAACUCGAAUCUGGAUGAUAAAGGAAAUUAUUCUUUUAAACCGACUGCUCUUCAGACUGUUCUGCUUUCAAUUGCCCUUCUUUGCAUAAUGGGUAUCAUCUGCUCUUUAACAACAAAGAGUUUGCAUCGAAUCAUUCUUUGGUUUGCGCCAAUUAAUAUCCUCGCAUCAAUUGGGAUAUGUAUUGCUCUCCUUGUUCUUACCCCAAACAAACAGUCAGCCCACUGGGUAUUCACCAAUGUUACCGAUGGAUCAGGAUGGCACUCAAAGGCUUUCUCUUUUCUUCUUGGUUUCAUCGCCGUUGCUUGGACGAUGACAGACUAUGAUGGAACCACUCACAUGUCCGAGGAAACCCAUGACGCUGCUGUCAGAGGUCCAGUUGCAAUCCAAACUGCGGUGGUGGUAUCUGGAGCCUUUGGCUGGAUGUUGACUGUUACCAUGUGCUUCUGCAUUACUGACCUUGAGGCUGUUCUCAAGUCACCAACUGGGCUCCCGGCCGCCCAGAUCUUCCUAGACGCUGGAGGUAAGACAGGCGGAACAAUUAUGUGGGCAUUUGCUAUCUUGGUACAGUUUUUCACGGGUUGCUCUGCUAUGUUAGCAGAUACCCGAAUGGCAUACGCUUUUGCUCGUGACGACGCUUUGCCUUUUUCAAAAGUUUUGGCAACAGUAAACCCAUAUACCCUCACCCCAGUAAAUGCGGUGUGGUUCGUCGUUUUCUUUUCCGUCUGCCUCAACUGUAUUGCCAUAGGCUCUACUGAAACCGCAUCAUCGAUUUUCAGCAUCACUGCCCCAUGUCUGGAUCUCUCCUACAUCGACGUCAUUUUAGCCCACCGUCUGUACAAGAAUAAGGUGAAAUUUAUCGAAGGUCCCUUUACCCUAGGCAGUUGGGGAGCUACCAUAAACUGGAUUUCCAUUAGUUGGGUGCUCUUUAUCAGCAUCGUCCUAUUUUUCCCUCCAAUUCAACCCGUAACGCCACAGAAUAUGAAUUAUGCUAGCGUUGUAGUGACUUUUAUUGCACUCUUCGCGCUUUCGUGGUGGUGGCUAUCGGCCAGAAAACGGUACACCGGCCCACGUACCAAGGAACUCCUUGAAGAAGUUCCUUCGGAAGAUUUCGAUACCGGACCGUAUGGUAGCUUUGGUGCCUAA
This is a messenger RNA of Trichophyton rubrum CBS 118892, 1674 nucleotides long. RefSeq lists its product as uncharacterized. The coding region runs from base 1 to 1674 and encodes 557 amino acids. The record is from RefSeq and is a predicted model, not a curated record. Gene Ontology annotation, molecular function: transmembrane transporter activity. Gene Ontology annotation, biological process: transmembrane transport; amino acid transport. The transcript is spliced from 8 exons. Gene Ontology annotation, cellular component: membrane. NCBI's taxonomy places the organism in Eukaryota, Fungi, Ascomycota, Eurotiomycetes, Onygenales, Arthrodermataceae.